CAAAUACACUUGGAUUUUCCAGCUGGUAUAAAAGUUGACAGAGGAGAUGCGUACUUUAUGAAUGACGUCAGCAUUUCUUGCUGGACACCUGGUCAACUAGGGCUGACAUUUUGGUUAUCAUGGAUGAUGACGACAGGCUGCCUACCAUCUCCGGACAUGACGUCAUCAUGGCCUACGACGACGGGCAGACGUCGUUCAUCGGGAGAGAGAGUGAGCGCCCUUGCUGCACCUGCUUCCCCUGGUGUCGCUACACGCUGUUCGUGCUGAACUUUUUAGUCUGGUCAGCUGGCGUGACGAUGAUAGGGCUGGGCACCUGGGCCCUGGUCAACAGCUCGGGACUUGCUCUUUUUGAGUCGCUGCUGACGGAGCCUAGCUGGCUGCUUAUUGGCACAGGCGUCGUCAUGCUGGCGGUGGGGGUGUUCGGCUGUGCAGGGGCGCUGAGACUGAACAUCAUCUGUCUUCGAGUGUUCAUGGUACUGGUCAUCACAGUCUUCGUGCUGCAGCUGGUCCUGGCAGCGGUCAUCUUCUUCCUGAUGGAUGACAUCCAGCUCAAAAUGUUGGGAGUACUUAAAGUGGCGGUGACCAAUUACGAGAGAGACCUGGACGAACAAAGGGACAUAGCACUCGAUUAUUUGCAAAGGGAGUUUUCCUGCUGUGGGGGCUCCAGCUACUCUGACUGGGAUGCCAACAGAUAUUACAACUGCAACAUUUCUGCGCCCCCCUCCCGAUGUGGUGUGCCUAGUUCAUGCUGCAUCAAAUCCAGAGACGAACAUUGUGGUUUUGGUAUCAGAAGCGAAAAGGAAGACUACAUGAAUUCUGUUAUCCACACAGACGGGUGUAUUGUGUCUAUCAUGAGGAUCUUUAAGAAUAAUGUCAUCAUCAUUGCGUCUUUGGCGUUUUCAAUAUGUGCCGUGGAGGUCGUUUGCCUUCUCCUGGCCAACAUCCUCAGCAAGUACGUCCUGGUGCACCGGAAAGUGUUGAAGUGACCGACCACAAAAGACAUGGCUCUGAGACAAGACGACCAGACAAGCUGAGAAGAUCCUUACCACACUAUCUAGCAUUAUAACUUUGUAUGUCUCUGAGUCGCGUGAUCACAAAACGUAGGGUACGUUUGACGAAAACGGGGUCAAAGGUCAGCACUGAAAUACCUAACCUAUAUACAAACAUGGAACGUGGCUUAAAUAAGAACAUUAGAAGUUAAAACAACAACACAGAAACGAUUUAGGUUUUGCUGGGUUUAUUUUAUCCAGUGUUGACAGCCCAUGAAAUUAUUCGGCGGAUUUAUAUUGGGCUGACUCACUACUUUGGUAAUCAAAAGAGAUAACAGCGGACAUUUAAAGAAAAAAACAACAUUUCUAUUUAUUUACUUUUUUUUUUUGCGAUUAUAAAAAUGUAAAAUUUUAAUGUGCAGGAGUUUCAUGGAUGGAAUCCAUUACUUUAUAGGCGUGGUCAUCCCGAAAGAAAGGGGUUGGUAGAAGGGUAAAUGGGCGGAGCAUAACUACUUAGUAAUAAGACUAAAAAGGCUUGAAUAUUUUUAAGGCUAGAAUUUUUCUUGCAUUGCUCCACGUAUCUGAUGACCCAAUCACUGACUGCCCCAUCUGCAGCUGUGAGGCCAACA
Messenger RNA from Biomphalaria glabrata, 1618 nucleotides. RefSeq names its product tetraspanin-33-like. The record is from RefSeq and is a predicted model, not a curated record. The transcript has 7 exons. The coding region runs from base 120 to 986 and encodes 288 amino acids. Lineage: Eukaryota; Metazoa; Mollusca; Gastropoda; Planorbidae. Gene Ontology annotation, cellular component: membrane.